Molecule: messenger RNA, 1691 nt
Organism: Emiliania huxleyi CCMP1516
Lineage: Eukaryota; Haptophyta; Isochrysidales; Noelaerhabdaceae
Exons: 7
Coding region: 1-1449 (482 amino acids)
Biological process (GO): clathrin-dependent synaptic vesicle endocytosis; endosomal transport
Cellular component (GO): cytoplasm; presynaptic membrane; plasma membrane
Molecular function (GO): molecular adaptor activity; protein binding; calcium ion binding
Source: RefSeq, a predicted model, not a curated record
AUGGAAUCUGCAUUUGCGGAAACCGGUUUCGUCGCGGAGGCGGGGUUCGACGGUGGGUUCGACGGUGGCGGCUUUGGGGACGGAGGCUUUGCCGCUACGCCAGCUGCCGCGCCGUUCGAGGAUGGCGGCUUCGGCGACGCUGCUUUUGGAAGCGCUAGCGACGACAACAACGGCACGCGCGGGCAGGGCUCCUCCACGCGUCGCACCCGCUCCGCCACGCGCGGCGCUGUGACCGUCUCGGCGCUUCGGGCCGACGAGCGCGCAAAGUACACCCAGGUGUUUCGCGGCUUCAGCAAGGGGGCGGACGGCAGAGUGGGCGGCGCAGAGACGCGCGCCUUCAUGGCUCGCUCCAAGCUCCCGCCGCACGAGAUCGACGCCAUCGUGGCGAUCGCGGACGUCGACCGCUCUGGGCUGCUCGACGAGGACGAGUUUUGCGUCGCGAUGCACCUCAGGGACCGCGAGAAGACGGCGGUGGAGGCGGCGGGUCUGCGAAAGGAGGUCGAGCUCGUGCGCGUCCGGCGCGCGGCGUACGGAAAAGAGCAGCGCGAGUGCGUGCGGCAGCUGGAGUCGGCACAGGCGCAGGCGGCCGAGUACGGCGCCGAGCUGUCCGAGAAGCGCGCCGAGCUGGCGGCGCUGCAGUCCUCCCUCGACACGCUCGCGUCCGACGUGGCCGCCGCAGAGGAGCGCGUGCGCGCCAAGCUGCGGGCGAUGGACUCGGAGCAGGCGGAGGAGGCCUCGCGCGAGGAGGGGACGGCGCUCAAGGAGAAGCAGCUCGCCCUCCUCGAGGAGGGGCUGGCCUCCUCGCGCCGCACGGCGCCCGCGACGCGUCGAGGCCGCGCCGCCCACGCGCCUGCGCGCGUCGAGCUCGCGCAGCUACGGGCGGAGGGGCCGCUGCUCCGCCAGCCGGCCGAGUCCGCCACGUCGUCGAAGAGCUUUGCGCGCGUCAGCUCCGUCUCCACUUCGUCGGCGGAGCUCGUGGCGGCCGACGGCGAGCUCGACGAGGGCGUCUUCAUCAAGGGCUCGCUCACCGAGGGCCGCUGCGCCGCUCCCUCCGAGCUCGCCUCGCCGGCGCGCUCAAACGAGACGGUGACGCCCUCCCUCUUCUCGCCGCUGCCGCCGUCCGCGCUGCAGGAGGGUUGGUUCGAGGCGUCGGACGAGCACGGGCGCGUCUACUACUACAACGAGUCGGGCGAGACGACGUGGGAGCCGCCGCUCGCCCAGCCGCGCGAGGGCGCGCCCGACGGAUUCGGGGACGGGUUUAGCGCCGCCGAGCAGGUCGGCGUUGGCGGCGAGCAGGAUGGCUUAAGCAACGAGACGCCGGCCGCCGACCCGCACGCGGAGCUAAUCGCGCAGCUGGUGCAGCUCGGCUUCUCGCAGGAGGUUGCGAGAGCGGAGCUGGAGAAGUUUGACUGGAACGUUGAGUCGGCGGCGAAUGCGCUUCUCGGUUAGUCUUGUAGGGGCCCGUGUCGUGACCAUUGUCUGUGAUUCCCGGAUGUCGGCGAGCUGGGGAGGUCUGGGGAGCUCUUCUGGGAGAGAGGGGGCUCUAUCGCCGCCCACUGUCUCAAGGGGUUCUUAUCGCGGCCGCCACUGUCUCGCUCGGGCCCGCGCGGGGGGGGGUCUCGUCCCCCCUCCGACCCGCGUUCUUACUUUAGCGCACAUUUUUUGUUGAUAUACAAUUGGGGAGCACGUGU